Messenger RNA from Elaeis guineensis (African oil palm), 2232 nucleotides. RefSeq names its product mitogen-activated protein kinase kinase 5. Gene Ontology annotation, biological process: protein phosphorylation. Gene Ontology annotation, molecular function: ATP binding; protein serine/threonine kinase activity. NCBI's taxonomy places the organism in Eukaryota, Viridiplantae, Streptophyta, Magnoliopsida, Arecales, Arecaceae. Gene Ontology annotation, cellular component: cytoplasm. The record is from RefSeq and is a predicted model, not a curated record.
GUGGUAACUACUUCCCCCCUUCUCUCUGUCCCCGUUCCCAUUUUUGAACCCUAAUUCCCCCUUUUCUCUCCCCUCCUCUCCUCAUAAAAAUAUUACUUUCUCCCCCUUCUUUUCCUGUUCCUCCUUUUCGUGCUACAAUUCCAACAACCAAAUACCUCUCCUCAUCAUUCCUUUUUUUAUACUCACACCCCCUAUCGUCGUAUAUCUCUCUCCAUCUAUCAAUCAACACCUCCGACCCCAAAGCCUCCAUCCUUCUUUUAUUCAUAAAUGAGAUGAGAAUAUAGUUGUUUUUAUGGUUUCUUUCUCCUUCUCUUCUUGUUGUCAUCCUGGUAGGAAGAAGAAGCGGCCAUCAUGAGACCCGGUCCGGCGCCCUUGCGGCCGGUUCAGGCGGGCACGACGAACCGGCCUCGGCGGCGGCCCGACCUGACCCUCCCCCUCCCGCGGCGCGACCCCUCCCUUGCCGUCCCACUUCCCCUGCCGCCUCCUUCCUCCUCCUCCUCCGCAUCCGCCACCCCGCCCACCGCCGCCCCCCAGCCCCCGGCACUCUCCGACCUCGAGCGCCUCCGCCGCGUCGGCAGCGGCACCGGCGGCAUCGUCUGGAUGGUCCGCCACCGCCCCACCGGCAGGAUCUACGCCCUCAAGGUCAUCUACGGCCACCACGAGGACGCCGUCCGCCGCCAGAUCUGGCGCGAGAUCGAGAUCCUCCGCACCGCCGACAACCCUUACGUUGUCCGCUGCCACGGCAUGUACGACGAGGCCGGCGAGAUCCAGGUCCUUCUCGAGUACAUGGACAGGGGCUCCCUCGACGGCCGCCGCAUCUCCAACGAGCGCUUCCUCGCGGAUGUCGCCCGGCAGGUGCUCACCGGAUUGGCCUACCUCCACCGCCAGCACAUCGUCCACCGUGACAUCAAGCCCUCCAACCUCCUCAUCAACGCCGCCCACCAGGUCAAGAUCGCCGACUUCGGCGUCGGUCGGAUCCUCGCCCAGACCAUGGACCCCUGCAACUCCUCCGUCGGGACCAUCGCCUACAUGAGCCCCGAGCGCAUCAACACCGACCUCAACGACGGCAUCUACGACGGCUACGCCGGCGACAUCUGGAGCUUCGGCCUCAGCAUCCUCGAGUUCUACCUCGGCCGCUUCCCCUUCGGCGAGAACCUCGGCCGCCAGGGCAACUGGGCCUCCCUCAUGUGCGCCAUCUGCUACUCCAACCCCCCGGAGGCGCCGUCCACCGCCUCGCCGGAGUUCCGGAGCUUCAUCGCCUGCUGCCUCCAGAAGGAUCCCGCCAGGCGGCCCGGCGCCCUCCAGCUCCUCCAGCACCCCUUCAUCACCCAGUCCCACCAUCACUCCUCUUCUUCCUCAAACUCCUCGUCUCACCCAUGAUAAAGAUCUACCAGCUUUUUUAAAAAAAAAAAAAAGAAGAAUUUUGGUUCCCAACUGAGUUCUAUCGUCUAUCCCAAAAAAAAAAAGAGAGAGAGAGAUUUUGAUGGGUGGUGAGGCAAAAGUUGUGUUUUUCCCCUCUUUUUAAUCGAAAGUUAGCUUUUUUUAUCUAUUUUUUCUUUCGAUUCAAGUCAGAGAGAGUAUCUGGCAGUUCCAAUCUUUUACCUCUUUUCCUUUUUUUUUUCGUUGGAUGGUGGUGGAGAUGAUGACUCUAAUGGUGGUGGUGGUGUUAGAGUCGGAGAUGGUCUGUGGCUUUUAUUGUAUUCUGUUCUCUGUGGAGGGAUUACCAUCAACUAUGGUGAUGGCAAACCAAAAUGAAGUGGGAUCAAUGCCUUUUUUUUUUUGGCUUCUGGAUCUCCCCCCUUUCUCUUUUUUUCUUUUUUUUGUCUUCGUAUCUUCUUACCUUACUGUUCUCACGUGCUUGGCUUUGGCUCGGAGUUUCUCACUCCUCUCUUUUCAUGGCUCUCCCUGGAAUCCUGGAUCGACUUUAGGCUUUGUUGUUGGGUAUCUCUUAACCAGCUCUUCACGAUAGGCAUACGUGCGAGGUACACUGGGGGGAAGAAGAGGAGAGUGAUCUACUGAUUGAGAGAGGAGGAAAGGGACAUGUGCAUGGAAAAUAGAUAUGUUUUAUGUAAAAAGAACGAACCAGCAUAGAGAGAGAAAAGAGACGGCAGCCUCCAUUAAUGGAUACAUGUGAUAGAAAGGAGAUUGGUACCAGAGCUCAUGCCUGCAAGCUUGCAGGAGACGGUGUGAUUUGGCAAGAAUGGUACAACAAAUAAGAUGGAGUUGCAUGUU